AUGAGUCAAGUAGACACUAGGGCUAGAGUGUAUGCAGAUGUUAAUGAACAACGACCCAAAGAAUACUGGGAUUACGAAUCACAUAAGGUAGUAUGGGGAAAUCUUGAUGACUACAAGAUGGGUGAAAUGAUAGGCCAGGGGGGCUCAGGUGAAGUAUUUGAGGCUGUCAAAAUUGCAACAAAUGAAAAAGUUGCCAUUAAAAUGCUCAUGGAUGUACCAGAGCUGAAAAUCAAGCGAGAGAUAACAAUUUUGGAGAAUUUGCGAGGUGGUCCCAACAUCAUAAAUUUGUUGGACACUGUGAAAUGUCCUCAGUCAGGAACCCCAGCUCUAGUUUUUGAAUAUGUAAACAACACUUACUACAAAGCAUUGUACCCGACCUUAUCAGACUAUGAUAUACGAUUUUACAUCUAUGAGAUUCUAAAGGCCUUAGAUUACAGUCACAGCAUGGGCAUUAUGCACAGAGAUCUGAAACCUGAAAACAUCCUGAUUGACCAUGAGAACAAAAAGGUUUGGCUGAUCGACUGGGGCCUGGCAGAAUUUUACCAUCCUGACAAAGCAUACAAUACACAAAUUGCUUCCCGGUGCUUCAAAGCUCCUGAGUUGCUGGUAAACUAUGGGAAGUAUAAUUAUAGUAUAGAUUUGUGGAGCUUAGGGUGUAUCCUGGCAAGCAUGAUCUUUCGGAAGGAGCCGUUCAUUUAUGGUCGUAAUAGUAACGACCAAUUACUAAAGAUAGUCAAUCUUAGGGGAACAGAUGACUUCAUUGCCUUUCUCAGAAAACAGAAUAUUCACUUGGAUCCACGCCUCCGUUCAUACUUGGGGAUACAUCUCCGUGUUCGAUGGGAGCGCCUAAUUCACAGUGAGAACCAGCACCUAGUCAACCCAGAAGUCUGCGAUGUUAUAGAUAAGCUGCUACAGUUUGACUUUCACACUAGACUUACUGCCAAAGAAGCUAUGGAGCACCCCUAUUUCUCAUCAGUCGUGAAUGGCUAUAAUAAACCCGAAUCAAGCAGUUCAUCUUCCACCCAAGACAGCAGUGAAUCAGGGACUUCUUCAGCAACCCCUACAGCCGCUGGCUCUAUGCAUGGUUCUGCAGUGUCUGACUCUGGCACAGCCCCAGAGAAUCCAGAGAAACCUCCUUCACCUGCAGAGAGUCCUCCUGACCCAUCAGAGAAUCUUCCUGCACCUUCAGCCGAUGAUCCUAAGUCUCCUGAUACCCAAGGAGGGUUGCUGUGCAGCUCCCAGGCCUUCUAG
Messenger RNA from Suncus etruscus (white-toothed pygmy shrew), 1251 nucleotides. Its product is annotated as casein kinase II subunit alpha'-like. Bases 1 to 1251 code for a protein of 416 amino acids. Gene Ontology annotation, biological process: protein phosphorylation. Gene Ontology annotation, molecular function: protein serine/threonine kinase activity; ATP binding. The record is from RefSeq and is a predicted model, not a curated record. Lineage: Eukaryota; Metazoa; Chordata; Mammalia; Eulipotyphla; Soricidae. The transcript is spliced from 2 exons. Gene Ontology annotation, cellular component: cytosol; nucleus; protein kinase CK2 complex.